Tinamus guttatus (white-throated tinamou) is the source of this 723-nucleotide messenger RNA. The record is from RefSeq and is a predicted model, not a curated record. NCBI's taxonomy places the organism in Eukaryota, Metazoa, Chordata, Aves, Tinamiformes, Tinamidae.
UCCACCCUGCCAUCAAUGUUGAGUGUCUUCUGGUUCAAUUACAGAGCCAUCCACUUUGAUGCAUGACUUGUCCAGAUGUAUUUCAUCCAUACCUUCUCCAUCAUUGAAUCAGCUGUGCUCGUGGCCAUGGCUUUUGACCGCUUUGUCGCCAUCCGGGAGCCCCUGAGGUAUACCUCCAUCCUCACAAACUCAGUGGUCACCAAGAUCGCAAUGGGCUUGACCAUCCGGGCGGUAGUCUUGGUGUUCCCUGCUUCCUUUCUUCUGAAGAGGAUGCAAUACCAUACAGUAAAUGUUCUUUCCUACUCUUUUUGUCUACACCAGGAUAUCAUCAGGAUGGCCCAGUCAGACAGGAGAAUCAGUAGCAUUUAUGGCCUAACAGUUGUUCUUUCCUCAAUGGUUCUGGACUCUCUCUUCCUCGUUGUGUCUUACAUGAUGAUCCUCAUCACUGUGCUGAGGAUUGCUUCCAAGGAGCAACGUUCUAAGGCCUUGAACACCUGCAUUUCCCACAUCUGCGCUGUCCUCAUCUUCUACAUCCCCAUGAUUGGUCUCUCUAUGAUUCACAGGUUUGCCCAAAAUGCCUCUCCCACUGUUCACAUCAUCAUGGCCAAUGUCUACUUGCUGGUCCCACCACUGAUGAACCCCAUUGUGUACAGUGUGAAAACCAAGCAGAUCCGUACACGCAUCAUCCGAAAGCUGCGCAGGAAGCUGGAUGUGACUCCGUAG